This is a messenger RNA of Mixia osmundae IAM 14324, 1116 nucleotides long. RefSeq lists its product as uncharacterized. The record is from RefSeq and is a predicted model, not a curated record. NCBI's taxonomy places the organism in Eukaryota, Fungi, Basidiomycota, Mixiomycetes, Mixiales, Mixiaceae. The coding region runs from base 31 to 768 and encodes 245 amino acids. The transcript has a single exon.
CGCGCCGCUGCCGCACGCUGACACCAAGCCAUGCAAUGGCCGCAGCACGGUCAGCCAGGGCCGCCUGUGAUGCAGAUGGGCGGACAGACGGGCGCUCAGCCAUACGGUGCACAGCCGCCGCCCGGCUAUGUACAUCAAAACGGUGGAGGGCCCCAGCCUUUCUACUAUGGCUCGCCUUACCAGGCUCAAGCUACGCCUGUACAGCAGCCUGCCGUGCCAUUCGGUAGCUACCCCGGACAAUAUCAACAGCAACAACAGCAAGGACCUCCUCAGAUGCCUGUGUACCAUCAUCCUCAGCAGCAGCCGGGCUAUGCCCAGCCAGCACCUUUUGCCUCUCCCUCCUACUCCUGGCCUGGUCAGGUGCCUCAACAACAGCAGCAGCAGCAGCUACCGCCUCUGCACUACGCUCAUCAAGGAUUCUAUCCGGGGCCUGAGCAUCAGCAGCAACAGCAGAUGCAGCAGCAGAUCCCGCAACAGAAUGGCUUCAUCGGCGCACCGAGCAUCUUCAACGAUCCCAACGCUUUCAGGAUGCAUUACCAAGCGCUCCUGCGCAAUCUGACCUUCAAUUCGAAGCCACUCAUCAACGAAGGCACACAGCUCGCGAGAGACAAUAUCCACAUGAGUCAUAUCAUCUCCUCAUGCCUCGAUGAGCACCUCAAGACCGUAAGUCAGCCGCUCUUCCCUCCGCCGCGCCUCCCUUUCCUCCGCUUCACCACUCUACACUACUCUCAGGUGAGGCUCGUAGACUUGCCAGCACGACCUGACUGACAAUUCGCCCAUUGACGCUUGCAUUCAGCCUAGCCGAGGUUUAGCUUUCGACGCAGCUGCGCGUGUAACUCACUCAAGUGGGCUAGACUUUGACAAGAGAUCGAAGGCCCUGCGGGCAUCGCUUUUCGAGGCGCGCAUGAAGCUUGAACAGCCCGGACUUGCUCCUGAAGAGAUCUCCUUCGUGGCUCUGACGCUGGGCGUAUCUGCAAAAUCCUCUCCCCAUGGUCGCGGCUGUCUGAGAAUGAGUCAUGACCACUUUUGCUGCUUCACAGGUCACUCAAGACGUCAAGCUCCCGGCGCUGUACCUACUCGACUCGAUCUCCAAGAACAUCGGCUCCGUUUACCCAG